AUGAUUCAAAAGAAAUUUGAUAAAAAUGAUUCUUUUUACUAUGCCCCAGCAGCUUUUGGAUUAUUUCAUUAUAAAGAUGCUGCUAUUAUUGGAGCUAUUCUUGGAAUAAGUACUCUUGCAAUUACUGGUUUAACAUUUUAUUUUUUACAAAAUACUUAUCAUAUAACUGGAAUUUUAACAACUAUCACAGCUUUUGUGGUAAUUGUAUCAUUUAUUAUAACAACUAUACUUAUGGUUAUUGGUAUUGUAAAAGAAAAGCCUAGCUUAAUGUGGCCACAAAUGACAAUAUUACAAUUUGAAAAUAUUUCACUCUUUAUACUUGGAACUUUUUCAAUCAUUUCUAUGGCAUGUGGAACCACAGCAACAAAAUUUCUUUUUGGAUUUCUUGUUAAUGUACCUGAAAUAGAAAAUCAUUUAGGACCAAUAUGGCCUUUUAACAUAGCAGCAGCAUCUUUUGUAGGAUGUUUACUUUGUAUUUGGUUUCAGGUUCUCCUACGUGGAGCAUAUGAUUAUCUUUUGGAUAAAGAAUUUUUUGAAGGUAUUGAAAAGAUAGAAUUAAAAUAA
Messenger RNA from Strongyloides ratti, 564 nucleotides. RefSeq lists its product as hypothetical. The coding region runs from base 1 to 564 and encodes 187 amino acids. The record is from RefSeq and is a predicted model, not a curated record. NCBI's taxonomy places the organism in Eukaryota, Metazoa, Nematoda, Chromadorea, Rhabditida, Strongyloididae. The transcript is spliced from 2 exons.